UUACAGUCAUCGAUACAAACUUUCAACUUGUUUUUCCUGCCACGGUCAGUCACAUGGACUACGCACGUGUUGACAUGAAACAAGACUUAACGUCUGCAACCGUCUGCUUUUGGAUGAAAACAGACGACCAACAAAACCAAGGCACACCAUUCUCCUAUGCAAAUGACGAUGGCGACAACAUGUUCACCCUGACUGACUAUGACGGGUUUGCGUUUUAUGUGAAUGGUGAAAAAAGAACCACAACGGCAAAAGCAAACACAGGAAACUGGCAUCAUGUCUGCCUCAUGUGGGAGUCAAAUCGAGGUCAAUGGAAGCUCUACAUGGACGGAAUUCCAAUGGACAGUGGCAGAAGGCUGUCGAAUGGACAAACGAUCAAAGGUGGUGGACAAUUCAUCAUUGGACAGGACCAAGAUACGUUAGGUGGCGGGUUUUCCAGUCCCGAAGCAUUUAUUGGCCAAAUUACUCAGCUGAACAUGUGGAGUAGAAGUCUGUCUCUAAGAGAUAUUGAAUCACUACGAAUAAAUUGUUCGUCAGAAAUGGGUGACGUCAUAGCCUGGGCGGAUAUAUCCGGGAAAACAAAAGGCGCCGUCUCUGAUACACCUGCGGAGUUUUGUAAAGCCUGUCCGAAACUAUAUGAUAUCAGCCAUGGCAAUGUUACCUACACCGGUUUGACCGCGGGAUCAGAGGCCUCGUAUAGAUGUAAAAAAGGAUACGACCUAGCUGGUCGCAGGACAAGACUUUGUAUUAUUACCGGAGAAUGGGAGGGUAAUGUGCCAGUAUGUGCAGCCGUACAGUGUGGACAUCCCGGAGGGAUCUUACACGGCUGGACCGAGGGUGAGCGUUUUACAUAUGAUAAUUGGGUCCGUUACAGAUGUGAAAGAGGAUACGAAUUGAUUGGUCCUGCAACAAGAUAUUGCGGGGAAUUUGGCUUCUGGGAAGGCGAUAUUCCUAUUUGUGAAC
This is a messenger RNA of Ruditapes philippinarum (Manila clam), 960 nucleotides long. RefSeq names its product sushi, von Willebrand factor type A, EGF and pentraxin domain-containing protein 1-like. The annotation marks the transcript as partial. The record is from RefSeq and is a predicted model, not a curated record. NCBI's taxonomy places the organism in Eukaryota, Metazoa, Mollusca, Bivalvia, Venerida, Veneridae. The transcript is spliced from 5 exons.